Ruditapes philippinarum (Manila clam) is the source of this 6659-nucleotide messenger RNA. Its product is annotated as bifunctional methylenetetrahydrofolate dehydrogenase/cyclohydrolase, mitochondrial-like. Gene Ontology annotation, biological process: tetrahydrofolate interconversion. The transcript has 9 exons. Gene Ontology annotation, molecular function: methylenetetrahydrofolate dehydrogenase (NADP+) activity; methenyltetrahydrofolate cyclohydrolase activity; methylenetetrahydrofolate dehydrogenase (NAD+) activity. Gene Ontology annotation, cellular component: mitochondrion. Bases 165 to 1190 code for a protein of 341 amino acids. The record is from RefSeq and is a predicted model, not a curated record. NCBI's taxonomy places the organism in Eukaryota, Metazoa, Mollusca, Bivalvia, Venerida, Veneridae.
ACUCGAAACAACAACUACUGACAGAAUUUUUCUCCAAAAAUCGUUGUGAAACUGUGUCAAAUUAUAGGUAAAAACAGCAAUAUUGAUGAUUUGUAAAGUUCAUAAAGUCUAACAGAUCAUACCUUAAAUUAUCAUAUGUCAAAAGAUUUCCUGAAAGAGUCAGAAUGAUUCCUGUUUUAAAGCAAUUAUGUCCGCAGCUGGUAAGAUACAGCAGGAGUUUGGGAACCAGGAAACAUAUUACAACAACAUCCAGAUGUUUGACUGCUAAGAUUAUAGAUGGUAAACAGAUGGCUCAGACUAUAAAAGAUGAAGUGAAAGAGGAGGUGGCUAAGAUUAUGGCAACAGGGAAACGUGCACCACAGCUCAGUGUGAUACUUGUUGGAGAUGAUGCAGCUAGUAAAACAUACAUUAAGAAUAAAUUCAAGGCAGCAGAAUACACAGGUAUAAACAGCGAACUAAUUAAUUUACAAGCUGACACACAAGAAGAAGAGUUACUUACCGUGAUUGAAAAACUCAACAAUGAUGAUAAUAUAGAUGGUGUUUUAGUUCAACUACCUGUACCUGACCAUAUCACAGAGAAAAGGGUUAUGAACUCGGUUGCUCCACACAAAGAUGUUGAUGGCUUCCACACAUUAAAUGUGGGUUGCUUCUGUGUAGAUGAGAAGGCUUUUAUUCCAGCUACUCCAGCUGGUGUGAUGGAAAUGCUCAGAAGAACAGGCAUUGAAACAUUUGGUAAGAAUGCAGUUGUUUGUGGCAGGUCAAAGAAUGUUGGAAUGCCAAUAGCCAUGUUACUCCAUGCUGAUGGCAUAUAUGAGACUAAGGCAGGUGAUGCAACAACAACAAUCUGUCAUCGUUAUACACCACCAGAACAGCUGAAAGUCUUCACUCAAACUGCUGAUAUCAUUGUAGCAGCAACAGGUUUGCCAGGCUUGAUUACUGCUGACAUGAUCAAAGAGGGCUGUGCCAUCAUUGAUGUUGGCAUUAAUCGUGUUAAAGAUGAAAAAACUGGAAAGAUGAAGCUUGUUGGUGAUGUAGAUUUUGAAGGUGUCAGUAAGAAAGCUGGGUAUAUUACACCUGUUCCUGGUGGCGUGGGACCAAUGACCGUUGCUAUGCUGAUGAAGAAUACACUACAAGCAUACAAGAAGGAGGUUAAUUUUGACCACUACAAGUCUUCACUGGGAAUUUCUUGAUGUUAAUGAAAGCUUAGCUACAACACUUGCGCCAAAUUACAGUUCUUCAUUCAUCAUGAGAGAUUGUUAAUGGAUGCUAACAGAAAUGUGUACUUAGAAGUGGUGUAUGUUUUGGUUUUUUUUGCUAUGAAGUUCAAGGUGUGCUCUUCUAUCUGAUGCUAUUGCCGAGUUAUUUUGAAAUUUUUGUUAUGUUCUAAUAUUUUUAAGACUGUGUUUUGAACAAAUAUUUAUUUCUUUUAUUUUACAAUGAUAAGAUUAUUACUAGCUCAGCUGAGCACAGAGUGAUAUGAGCUUUGUGGUUGCUGUUGUGCUCUGCAACAUACUGUCAGUCUUUAUGAAUAUUACCUUUAGAUUAAAGAAACUGUAUCACAAUUGGUAGAAAUUGAUAAACUUCUUGGAAAUGAUCCUUCAGUUCCUCUUCAGAAAUUAAACAGAUAGUUCCAGUAUAAUAUUCAGAUUGGUCACUGACCUGACAUCAGAAACUAUAAAGCUUAGAUAUUUAGCAUAUCACAUUACCAAGAGGCUAGUAAUCUAAUACAAAAUGUUUUUUAAUCUUGUCUAUAGGGUAAAAUAUGCUCAUUGUUACAUAAAGUUUGUUUUCUUGGGUUAGUGAUACACUCCCACUUUGACUUUCUCUUUAGUAAUGUUAUUAUCAGGAAGUGAAGUAUCAACAAAAAGUUGUGGUGUUGUUUUUAUGCCGCUGCAGCAUUUGCGAUGCGGUCAUAUAGCGAUUCACCUGUGCGUGUGUUUUGUAUGUUCUAUUGAUUAUAAAGAGGACUUAAAAAUCUUCUCCUGAAAAACUGUAUGUCCAAAUUCAACCAAACUUGGCAGGAUUGUUCCUUGGGGGAAGGACUUCCAAAGUUGUUCAAAGAAAAUGAUUUCAUGCAGCAACCAAAAGAAAUUAGAAGAAAAAAAAAUCUUCUUCUAAAGACCCCAAAGCCUAGAGCUUAGAUAUUUUGCAUAAGACAUUGUAUAUUGGACCUCUACCAAGAUUGUUCAAAUUAGUAAAAACUUUAAAAAUCUCUUGUUUGAAUGUACAAGGCUUAGAGCUUUGAUAUUUGGUAUAUAAAAUCAUCUAUAGGUCCUCUACUAAAAAAUUUCAAAUUUUUUCCCCAAGUGUCAAAAUUGGCACUGCCCCUGGGGGUCAUAGGUUUUCCUUAUAUGUGUUUCGUAAAAGCUUACAUUGUCUUCAUCUCUAAAUUGACAAAGGCUAGAUGUUAGAUAUUUGGCAUGAAGCAUUGUGUUGUAGACCUAUACCAAGAUUGUUCAAAGUAUAGCACUUGGAUCAAAAAUGGCACUGGGUGUCUUUGAUUUUUAUUAUGCACAAAUAGUAAAAACUUUAAAAAAUGUUCUUGUCUGAAGGGAAACAACUUAUAUUGAAAUGUCUUUUAUACAAAAGAUUUUAUAGUUGGAAGUAAGUCUAAAGAUGACCUCGAACAAGAGAAAUGUUUGCUUUUCAGAGAUAUUUAUGAAAUGAUUAGAGGUCAUGAACUCUAGAAAGAGAGAUGUGAGCUUUGCAGGGAUAUUUAAUGAAACAGUUUGCGCACAUUAUAAGGACAUAUAAUUCACACCAUGUGUAAUGAUGAUUACAAAUCCUUUUAGAAAUUGGUAAUGCUUCAAUGAAAAGAUAGUAUUUAAGAAAAAGUAACUGUUCCUACAAAGCUAUGUAAUACUGUAAAUACCUAAUUUUUUGUCAAGUAAAUUUUCUUUUAUUUUUAGCUCGACUAUUCGCUAAGAAUAAGUAGAGCUAUUGUAGUCACCCGAGCGUCCGCGUCGGCGUAACCACUUAUGUUAAAGUUUUUGUAAUACCUCAAAUAUUUUCAAAGUCCAUUGACAUGUGGCUUUGAAACUUUGCACACUUGUUCACCAUCAUGACCCCAACCUGUAGACAGGAGGAGGUAACUGUAUCAAGCAUUUUAACAGAAUUAUGCCCCUUUUUCAACUUAGAAUUUACGUUAAAGUUUUUGUAAUACCUCAAAUAUUUUCAAAGUCCAUUGACAUAUGGCUUUGAAACUUUGUUCACCAUCAUGACCCCAACCUGUAGACAGGAGGAGGUAACUGUAUCACACACUUUGACAGAAUUAUGCCCCUUUUUCGACUUUGAAUUUAUGUUAAAGUUAUUGUAAUACCUCAAAUAUUUUCAAAGUCCAUUGACAUAUUGCUUUGAAACUUUGCACACUUGUUUAUGCCCCUUUUUCAACUAUGAAUUUACAUUUAGGUUUGCAUUCCAUCUCAGAUAUUUUCAUAUUCUGUUGAAACUAGUUGAAAUUUUAUACUCUUCUUUAAGAAGAUAAUAGGACUCUCUCCAAGGCCUGUAAGACUCUCUCCAAGGCCUAUAACUGUAACAUGGAUUUAAAGAUAUUUUUUGUCCUUUUAUUAUUAACUCAGAAAAUUUUACAUUAUCAAGGCUCUUUUACUAUCAAGCACUAAGAAUAGUCGAGCAUAGCUGUCCUUCUGACAGCUCUUGUUAAAUCAAUUAUAGCACUAUGGCCUUUGUAUCUUAACAUUAGACACAUCUGAUGUGCGCAAUGUCUUUCAUUUGACAUGCUGAAAUAUGACCUUGACCCCCCAAAUUCACUAGACACUAUAGCAUUAUGGCAAAAUGUACAAAAUCCACUGCUGUUAUAUUAAUGCGAUGGCAUAGCAUUUUUUCACAAUUGCAAUCUUGUUUCUUUUUUAUUAUUUUAUUUUAAUGUUACAUUAUUAUGCUUGUUUUUUGUUUUUAUCUGCCUGUAUUAUAUUGAAUUAUUGUUUUGCCUCUGACGGCGGGCGGCGUCCAAUUUUGUCCGGAGCAUAUCUCCUACACACAUGGAGGGAUUCUAAUGAAACUUCAUAGAAAUGUUCACAAUUAUGAGAAGCUGUGUCACGCGCAUAAAACAAGUCUCUAUGUCAAAGGUCAAGGUCACACUUAGGGUCAUUGAUAUAUGCUUGUCUGGAGCAAAACUUGCACAUGCAUAGAGGGAUUUCAAUAUAACUAGCACAAAUGUUGAGCAUUGUGAGGCGGAGUGUCGCAUGCAAAAUUUAGGUCCCUAAAACUUCAUAGAAAUGUUCACCACUUUGAGAAGCAGUGUCACAUGCAUGAAUUGGGUCUCUAGGUCAAAGGUCAAAGGUGACACUUAGAGGUCAUUGUAAAAUGCUUGUUAGGAGCAAAACUUCUACAUUCAUCAGGGGAUUUUAAUGUAAGUUGACACAAAUGUUCACCAUUGUGAGGUUAAGUAUUGCACGCAUUAUCCAGGUCCCUGCUACCAAAGUCAAGGUCACAUAGAGAGAUCAAAGUUAAGAUAAAACAGAAGAUGUGUACAGGGACCUGACCAUUUAGUCAUCAUUAUCAAUGAAUUGUAGCACAAAUUAUAACAAUCAUGGCUACAAGUGUGACACAUGUAAUUUAGGUUAAUAUUUGCAAGGUCAAGGUCGCUAGAGAUGAUAAAAUAUCAAAAUAUUGUCCUGAUAUUGCCCAGAGCAUAUCUCCUAUAUGCAUUUCUAUAAUGCCACAUCUCUGUCAAUAGCUUUUGUGAUGGGAGUAUUUUGCAACACUGUUACCCUUGUUUUGUUGUUUUUUAAGGUUUUUUGUAUUUUAGUUAAGAUCGGAUAUGUAGAACAGAAAUAUAGAAGAGGUACUAAAGAAUGAAAAAAAACAACAACAACACAACAUUUGUAUGGUACUUGAAUUGCUUUAUCAUCACAAAACAAGAAAAGUGAUAUUUUCAGUGUUUUUUUUUAUCUAAGUGAAAUGUCAUUAUGUCAGCAACAAAAAUACACAAGAUAACAACAUAUUUUAAGUACAUUUUUUUUCUGUUUUUUUAUAUGCUGCUUGUUAUUUUAUUAAGAAAUAUUUUAAAAUAUAUUUGUAACUGUCUUCUUUUGAUAGAAAUGAUUUUUGUGGAAUGUAUUGUUAAUGAUGUUUGUUACAAAUACUUUUUGUGUUGUCUUAUUAAACAUAAUAUUAAUUUGAUAUACAUAAUUAUACAAAUAUGUAAUAGUAAGAAAUGCAUACUUUGAUAACGAGAUUGGGUUUUUCUAUUCAAGCUUCUUGGUGUUAAAUCCUUACCAUGCUCAAUAUCAUAAAUGGACUCUGGAUUAAAUUUCUCAUUAUCUUUAGGGAUAAUUUCAAAUUUCAGACUAGAUAAUUGACAAUGCAGGCCGUGAUCAAAUGCCACAGUGUGCUGGCUAAACUUGGACUGCACUGGUUGCAUGGGAAUAAUCUGUUGCAGCCAGCAGAAUAAGGGGUAAAAGUUCAAUUUUUUUUAUACACUGAAAGAGUUUCAGCAGAACUCUUGAUGUCUAGUGUGAAUAAGCUACUUUUAUGAAUGAAGUGAACCAGUUUUUAUGUAUUUAGGUUUUGAUAAAGAAUAUUAUUAUGCCCCCCUUCAAAGAAGAGGGGGUAUGUUGUUUUGCUAAUGUCGUUCUGUCUGUCUGUCCGUCGGUAGACCUCAUGGUUUCCGAUAAUUAUCUUAAAAACUAUUUAUCACAAAGUCUUUAUAUUUCACAUACUGAUUGUUCAUAACUAGUAGAUGGUUUUUCAGUAAGUUAUUCAGAAAAAAAGCAUGCAUUCUGUGAAUGUGUUUGCAAGUUUAAUCUAUAGGUUAAUAUGACCUACUACCAUUCUGUGUGAGAUGUGAAAAUUGACAGUAUAGUUACUGUGAAGCUGACAAAAUUUUAUUAGAACAAACAAAAGAAAUUGUGGAAUACAUAGUAAAUGAUUUAGAUGUGAUAACAGUGGAAAAUAUGUGUUAAGCAUUCCACCUGGAAAGUCCUAUAUUGCUUCAAUUAAAGUUCACUCACAGUAGUUCUAUGUAAGAAAAAAGUAGUUAAAAAAUAUACACAAAUGUAUGACAGCUUAUUUGAUAAUCCUUAUAAAACUGAAAAAAGUUUUAUAUGUAAUGUUUAUUUAAUCAACUGCUUAUGUUGUAAAUCGCUAAAUCAUGAAUAGUCCGCUAAACUUUUGGCUAUUAUUUGUUUAAGUUAAAAAUAUUGGCUAUUAUUUUAUUGGAGCCAAUGUGAGCCCUGAGUCAUAAUUUUUCUGUUUCCAUAACUGAGCACUUCCACGUACCCAUUUAUGGCAUGUUUCUACUAUAUUAACAAAAUUACCAAUUAUAGGAGUCAAGGGCUAGAAAGGGAGGCAUAUGUGUCAUUCGACAUUUCUUGUUUAAAAUCUAUUUGAUACUUAUGUUACUUACAGACUACAUAUAGAUACAGCAUUGAAAAUGUCAGCAUUAUAGAUUUUACUGCUUUGUUUUUAAUAUGUGAUUAGAGAUUUUUUAUUAGAACAAUUUAUUUGGUUUUACUUGAUUAGAUAUUGUAAAAAGAAAGACAUGCUCAUAACAUGUAUUGAUUGUCAGAAAAUCAUUCAGGACUUUACUUUUGUUUUAUUGUUAAAAUAUUUCCAUUAUAAAGGUUUGUUGGUAAAAAGUCUUAGUGUAUGUGUUAUAAAAAUAAUGAUUAAAUAUAUGUACUUUCAUAGUUACUCAG